AACACAGUUUCUUUAAAAGCAACUGAACCUGAAUUAAAACACCUAUCAUUUUCAACAGUAACACUUACAAUUCGAAUUUGAUGAAUACAUUUUUGGGUAAACAUUAUGAGGCUAAUUCUUAGAGAUCAUCCCAUGACGUCAUUUGCGUGUUUAUUAUAGUUGCAGUGAAUUAGGGUUUAGGUUAGGUUGAGGGAUCGAUUUAGGGUUCAGGUUACGGUUAGGUUAGGCUAGGCAUAGUAGAUACUUCGAUGAAACAAGGGAGAAUACUACUUUUUGUAUAUCGGAAAUAGAAAUCGGCGCCGAAAAAUCCGAGUUUUUAAUUUUCCGAUGUGUGUGUCUAUUUAUUAUUAAAUUAGUACUUUCGAUAUAUAUUUGAGUUCCGUUUUCGGCCUUAUAAUUAGUUUAGGUAGACAUCUUGGCCUACAUUUUAAUCAAUUUCUUUUUCAUUUACAAUCUCAAUCAGUCAGCUUUGAGAAAAUUCUUGGUAAAUAUAUGGCAACUUUCAUCAUUAAAAUUAAGUCGAAGGAAAAAAUUUGUCACUACCAAAUUUUGUUUGCAUCUGGGGAAUCUAUUGAUCUACAUGUAUGCCAAUUUUCACAGCGAUAAGUGUCUUACGAGAGACGCCAUGUUUCUACACGUUUGCAGCAGGUCAUGCAGCUCGCCCAACCUAAUUUCGCCAUGGGGUGGGCCACGCCCCCUUUUUAAUGGCGGAAGUUGCCGAUACUUAGGAAAUAUUAAUUUAUUACCACUAUUUACAUCAAAAUAAUUGAUAACUUGUGUUUCAGAAUGCAUUUUGAAGACAUUUAAACUGGAAUGUUUUAAUUUGAGCUUUAACAACCCAGUAGAAUCCAUAUUAUAAAUUAUAAGAAUUUACCGUGUGCAACACGUUGUCAUUGGCAACCAUUCACAGCCAUAUCAUAGUACUACCUCAGAGUUUCAUUCAUAAGAGUUUGCCAUGUGCAAAAACUACUAUACCAUUGGUCAGGGAAAGCUUUAAUUAAUUAUUCAUGUGCUAAAGUUGAAAGUUUAAACUAAGUCGACCCUAAACAGUAUUUUAGUGUUAAGGCGAUGCGUUGCCUUAUAUAAAGUAUAUAGUCAUUGCGCAUGACAGGAUCAGCGGAAUGAGGUCACAAGAUGUGGAGGUUUCGUCCAUAGUAAAAAAUACCAAACGAACUCGCACUUUAAAAAUUCAUAGCUCAAAAAGUACUUAAGCUAAAAAGUUGAUUCUGGUUUCAUUUUUUUAUUUGAAAUUUGCUCUAACUGUGUUAUUAAAAAAAUUAUUUCAAUUUUUAAAAAUUUUGUAUUCAAGUGCCUAGGCAUAGUAAUUAGUUUUUAAGGUUCAGGUUAGGGUUAGGCUUAGGGAUUGAUUUAGGGAUACAUCAGUGACAGAGUUAACUCGUUGUGUCAACCAAGAUGGUGGCCAUCGUGGGCAUUAUUCUCAACAUUUGGGGAUAAUUUGUUAAUACACUUGAAAUCAUGAUUGCCAACUCAAUAACUGAUUUUUUUAUAUAUUUUUUUUGGACAAAUAUAAAAAAAUGAUGACUUUUUUUAUUUUUUAGAAUUAGUAAGUCACUAAGUCUUUAGUCUACAAUGUUUGCUCAGCUUUGCCUAAUUUGCUGUUGCCUUCUUGAUAUUUCUGUAUUUAGGCUAUAUAAAAGCCCAAAAAGCAAUUGUCUUUUAGAUGUGCUUGCAAUGAAAUUUGAAAAUAAGAUCUCCACCCAUGACGCCACAUGUAACUUUAUAUAGAUUAUCUUCAUGAUGGGGAUGAGAAAUAAAGGAUUUAGGCAGGCCUAAUAGAUGUAUCGUGUAUAGCCUAAUUAAUCAACAUUUUAAUUUCGUAGCUAAAAUGUAUAUUUUGGUUAGCUUAUAAUUAUAGUUAGUAAUAAAGUAAAGUACUAAACUAAGUAUUAGUUUUACCAGCAAUUGUUUGAUUUUGACAGAUUUUGUUAUUUCUCAGUACUAACUACUAGUAGGACAUGUCUGACAUUUUCUUAGUUUUACUCUUAUUUAGAGCAUAAGUUAAUUUUUUUUAAAUUUUUAAAUAACAGCACAUUUACAGUAUUGGUAGGUCUUAAAUACUAACAGAGUAACUAUGCCUAUAUUGUAUAGCAAUAUAGCCAAGAAAAGGACAAGAAGGCAAGAGAGAUCAAAUUAAGACUUGUUCAGCUGUGUAUUAAUUUUAAUGUGAUCUACAGAUUCUGUGGUGAGACAUACAGUAACUUCUGUAAGCUGUUAUAAUUUAUAUCGGCACAAAUCCAGCAUCCAAGAAAAGUUACAAUCCAAAAUGAAUGGCCACAAUCUGAGUGACAAACAUGAAUGUAGUGCUUAUUUAGAUAAGGAAAUCAUAAAAAAACUAUUAGAAGUAGAUGAUAUUACAGAAAAAGAACAUUCACUACACUUGGCUUCCAGUAAUUUUAAGGAGCCCUCUAAAUUUCAUAGUUCUGGUUUAGUUCCAAAUUCAUUUCCAGUUCAAGGAAAAAACUUUAAUACAAAUAGCUCAAAUUCUUCAACACACUGGUGUUCUUCUAGUGCUAGUCCUACCGGUGCUCAGAAUUUAUUAUGUGGAUGGUUUGUUGAUCCAAAAGUGGUUUGCAGAGGGAGUGAAAGCGGUUCAGCAGCAAAAGGUAAAUCUAAUUCAUUUAACCACAAUGUUCUGCUGUCCCGGGAUUCUGGAAAAAGUCACAAAAAGAGUGUCUUUAGACAUUACUCUGAUCCCAGAGCUUAUAUUGAGCAAUAUAGACAAGAGAAUAAAUGCAAUUCUGUCACCAAAUUUGAGCCAUCCGAAUCACAAUCAUCAUCUUUUUAUGAACCUCCACUUUUACGAAGGAGUGCCUAUCAGCAAAUUUCUGCCCCCUCAACACUCCAGCACAACAGCGUUGAUUCAAAUUCAAAUAGGACAAAUCAACUUCAAAGAGAUCAAGCUGUCAAAAAAGAAUAUCAGAAAAAAACAAUCAGCGCCAAUUUCCUUAACAAUCUUCACCUAUAUAAACUCUCACACAAUUUUGAAAAGCAAUUGGAGUCAUCACCAGAACAAAAAUCAAAUGCAGUUGAAAAAAGCAUUAUCAGAGACAAUGAAAGGGCAGGGAAUCCAGAAAAUACAGUUGUAUCAACACCAUCUUUAAAUAGCAUAUCAGUUCAGAAAAUUCAUGUCAGCAAGCUAAACUUAUCAAGUCCUUCCAGUUCAAGUGAGAUGUCAUCCCUAAAUUUGAGUAGGACACAGUCACCUAGGUUUGUAUUUUUUAAAGAAUUAAAAAUCACUAAAGCCUAUGUUAAAUAUGUAGUAUGUGUAAGUUGAGUUCUAAGUUGUUUUAAAGAGUACAUCAUAUUUACCCAGGGGCAAAAGAAUUGUAAUUUCCUCACAAAAAAACUAUUCCUUUUCCCCAUGAGAAUGCAUGUAUGGUGGACAUUUUUUUUCCAUGAUUUGUUGUUGUUGGGGAUCUAAAGGUCUUACCUCUGGAUAUAUUCAUGUUACGGCAGUAUGACAGCUCAUCUAGUGUUAAUUACAAGGGGGAAAAUUAUCACAGAGCUUUGGUAGUGCUGUGAAUAGUUGUAAUACUUGAUUAGGUAUUAAAAUGUUGAUCAUUAUUUCAUUUUACAUAUUAGGAAUAUCAAUAAUAAACAAGAAUGUCUUUGCUCCCCCAUCAGUUGUUGAUACAAUCUUGAUGUGUAAUCAAGAGUAGACUUGUGAAAUGUACUGACUUAAAAUGAUUUUAUGUAAAGAUAUUUAUUUAUUUCAAAAAAAUCAUUUAAUCUUUCGAAAGCAAUGCAUUUUUUUAAAACUAUAAAAAAUUUCUUUCCAGUGCUCCAACGGGCAGUAUUGUUACUAACCAGUUUUUAAGUCGUAAAAUUGGAAGUCCAACCAGUCAACCCCGAGGCCUGGAUCCUCUAGUGUGGACUUCAGGAAAAAGUGAAAAACAGGUCUGUAUUGCUAUUUUUUCAUAUUCUUUUACACUUUCUUUUGUUACUUUUAUUCUUUUAUUUUAGUUGCUAAUAUAAGCAUGAAUACAUUUUGGAAGGUUGUAGUAGCUAUACACCCAUUUGAGUUUUCAAGUUUUGCUGCAUUUAAGUUUUAAAAAUAAUGUAUAUUUAUGUGUAAACAUUUCUUUAUCUGUUGUUCUUUCAUGGAUUCAUCAAUGUUUUUCUUUAGCACAGAAAAGUUAAAUCUUUCAUGAAUUUUGGUUAAUUUAGGAUUUUGAGGAUUUAAAAAAAUUUAAUGGUACAUGAACAGUGUGCGGGUAAAUUUUAACAAAUCAAUAUAGCACAACAAUCUCUAAUUAAUCCAAGGAACAGCCAGCUAAAAAAAUGACAGGAAAAGAAAAUCCCAAGAAAGACGUGGGAAGAGACUGUAAAUUAACAAGAUUUGUGUCCCCUGACUGUUGGCUUGGUCAGACUGUUGCUUGCCCUGAGAUAACAUCACAAUCCUUUUCUAACAUACUUGUCCCAGUCAAAGAUUUGAUUUUUGAUGUAAGCCCCAUUCUGACAGUAAGUGCCGCCAGUAAGUGUGACAGAAACAAAGGAAAUGGUGCCUUGGAGAUCAAUCAGUCAGUACAGUCUUUGAGGAAUGGAGGCCGCAAGAACUACAGACAUAAAAGUAUGAUCAAAAGGUCAUGGAGCGCUGCUUAUUUAUCUGAUAAAUCUAAAUUCAGUGACCAGUCCGCUGAAGAUCCCAGCACUGACUGUGGAGAGUUUCUCACCAUCCAGGCCGGCAGUGGAAAUCUGACCACGCAGCAGGUGACACCUGGUCCUUAUUUAAAGUUUUGGAAUUCCACCUUGCCUGCUAGAGCUUCUGGUCAUCAUAGAAACAAAGCAAAGAAUGUGAUCCUGAGGCGGUUAUCAGAGAUUUACAGAUCUCAGCUGUCAGAGACUGAUCAGAACAUUCUAGAACAAACUGGACGAUGUCUGGACUCUGACCAGCAUGCAGCCGCAGGGGUAGGGGAUUGAUGAUGUGACUCUAAUCAUUUCCUGUGUCCAUAUAUACAAAUAAAAAAAUAACAAAUCUUAUUAGAUUUUAAUUUCCCAUAACCCCUCAAAUGUCGCAAUUUUAAAAAAAUCUCUUCAAAUAAUUAAAACAUUUCAAAUGUUCUUUACUUAGUUGGCUAUGCAGAUAAAAAACCGCAGUCCAGAUUAUUAAAAGAAAUUUUAAUAAGCCACGCUAAAUAAUCAGAUGAUGGAAUUACAGUAGCUUAUGUAAUGUUUGACUUAUUUAAGUUUUCUUCAGUAUAAAAAUUUCUGUUACAAAGUACAACUGAUUAUUCUGAGUUAAUCAUCAGUUCAAAACGAUCAUAAAACUCUCAUGUGUACUUAUUUAUAUGGAAUGAAAUGUUGUUUUGCUUUGAGUUUGAUUUUCGGAAUGAUCAUCAUUGAAGUUCAUUAGAGACAAACGAGCAGGAUAGGCUUAGAAACAAAUUUGUUGUUAUGAAAUUUUAAUAUUUGGACCUUGCUUCAGCACCUUACAGUUUGAAAUCCCAAAAUAAACACAACCAGCCUCUGUCACAUUUCCAGCUAGAGUUAUUCAACCUGUAUUGUUACUAACUCACCUAUUUAAAGUUGUACUUUUGGAGCUUUAUUAUUGGUCGCGGUGUUCCCUUUCGAUAACAUUGUGUCAACUGUUGCAGUGGCUGUAAUUCUGCACAAUGCCUUUGCACUCUAUAUUUUGAGCACAUUGUAGAUUUCUGUUUUGGAUGCAGUUAUAUUUUCUGUAGCUUUUUUUUUUUUAAUGGCUUUUGUAUCAUAUGCACAUAAAUGGACAUGUUAACAUGAAACUGUACCCUGUUUCCCUCAGUUGCUGCACUCUCUAAUCAUUGGGUCCUUUCGGAGAACCAAGACCGGUUGGUGGUGUCUGAUUCAAGAAUUUUUUUUUUCUUCUUAAUCUUAUAGCAAAUAUUCAAUCAACCUUCUGUAACCUUCAGUAUAGAAUAUUGUAACACUCAUCAUAGGCAACUAGAUCUUUCAGCAUAGCAUAAUAUUUCAUUAAGUUCCAAUUCUUAGUGAAGACGAAGCGACUAAAUAAUAGUUCUGGUAAUUUUGAUCCUUCGUUUAAUAUUUUCAAGUGUUCUCCUAACACAUUGAUGUUGUGCAGAUAACAAAGUUGAAUUUUAAUGAUGAAUAGCAUUCUUUUAAUGUACCCUGUGCUUUUGUCCAGUUAAUUUUUAAAUUUUAUCAAUCCAUCAGUUUUAACAUUACAUAAUAUUUGUUCUUUUCAGUCAAAUCUUUAGCUCUUCAUAUUUUAAAAGUAAUUUAAAGUAACCACUUUCCCACUUGAGGGUCCUCCGCUUUUAUGGUAAACGCUUUCAUAUCAUAUGUUUAAUCAAACUGUCUGCUUUACUUAGUGUAAUUAGCCGUCUGUGGUUCCAUUUAUUACAACUAAAGCUUUAUUUUAUUUUGUGUGUGACAUUACAACAAGCAAACUAACAAUAACACUCCAAUAAAUCAUCCAUGUGUAUUAUUUAAUUGUUUGCCCUUAUUGGCUAGUGAAAUAAGACCAUGUCCAUAGAACACAGUUCACCCUUGUACAGUUGAAGUGGUGCACGUGUAAAGCAGGUGCAGCACUGAUCAGGAUUUCUAAUUAAUUCAUUGAGAGACAUUUUAAAAUAUUCAAAAACUAAUAAUCUUACCAAGUGUUUGAUGGUAACCAUUGCUAGAAUGAUCUCAUCUUGAAAUGUCAUCUAUUUAGUUACUCUUUGUGGGUGAGUCAAAAUCAAGUUUGAACAAAAUAUCAAACAUAAUAAAACAUUAUAAUAUUGAUAUGGUGCAUUUUAAGUGAUUAUUUUUUCAUUCAUAAUUAUGAUGUGAAAUAACUAUAAAUUUUAAUGAAAAUGUAUUAGCUUUUGGGAGAGUUCCUGUUCCUUAUGUAGAGAAGAUUUAUCAAUUUUCAAUGACAUAAUGUAGAGGGAAUCCAUAAAGUUAAGUUUUUAAUUUAAGUUUUUGAUGAACAUUUGACUAGAGUUUGCUUGGAAAUUUUAUUUUUUUUUCAUUUUCUUUGUAUUUUUUCUGACUCUGAUACCAGAUUUGGUAUGAUGGCGGGCAAGUCUAUGUGAAUCUAGCAACCCGCUAUGAAACAACUCAAAAGUAAUGUGUCUGGGGCUUCAGUUGCCUGAGGUAGAUUAUGGCUGGCUACUUUCACCUACUGUAUAAUCCAUUUCUCCUUUUUGAAAUAUAUAUAAAACCAUAUCUUUAUCUUUAAUGGCCUGGAAUGUUAUUAACUUAAUUAUCUUGCUAUUUCUAUUUAUUGUGUGAUGCUGCUUGUGAGAAGUUAACCCUUUUCUCUGUUGAGUCAUAUCAUAUUAACUCUUUGAAACCCAAUAAUCCGAUGUCUUCAAAAUUCUGAAACAUGCGGAACCCUACUCAUUAACUAUGAUGGGCCCAUUCAAAUACAGCUUACUUAAGUAUUAACGACAGCUUAUUUUAGUAUUCACUACAGCUUAUUUGAUUCAAGUAAAUUUGUUUGGAAUAGGGCCAAGUAAUAGAAAAAUUGUGAAAAUAUACAAAUUCUUUACUGACAACAGUAAGGUAUUUAUAUGAGGAGAGAACAAUUUGUGUACACUGACUGCAAUAUCAGAGGUAAAGAACAGUAAUCAAUGAAAUGUAAUGUCUUGAACAUUUCUGUUGCAUAUUUACAUCUCGGAUACUGGAUUUAAUUUGUUUCUUGGUGCCAUACUGAAAUAAGUUGUCUCGAGAUUAUUUGAUCAUGUGGCAACCAGGGUCAUACCGCUUGAUCAUUUGGCAACCAAUAUCAUACCACUUGAUCAUGUGGAAACCAGGGUCAUAAUUAUCUGGUUUUAUCACCUUGUAGUGGCUUAUUGCUUUGCAUGGGCAUGAUAGACUGUGGCUUACUGCAUUUAUCCUCAAAUUUAUUUUAUUCUUUUAUGUUGAAUAAUUGAACAUUUCCAUAUGAGGAGCCAUCCAUAUACUAUGGAUUAUUGUUGAUUUUUGUGGGAUUUUUGUCUAGCUUACGGGAGGAUAUAGCCUGUCUGGGGGAGUCUCAUUGGAAAACGUUACCCUGAAAUUAUGACAGUCCAUAAAAAGCCUAUUUAUACAUCUGAUCAAUUCAACUGUCAACUAAAAAUCUGUUCAAUCCAUGAUUUCUAAUUAUUCUCUAAGACAAAGUCUUCUUCUUAUUAUCAUAACGCUGUUGCUUUUUGUGUUUGACAAGUGAACUCGCAAAUGGAGACUAAUGACAUCUUGAGUGCCCCUGUUCUCCCUUGUAUGUUUGCAAGGCCUGUGAUGUAAUCAGUUGGUUAGACUGAGCAAAGAUUUUUUUCUUUUCUCCAGAGAAGUGAAAAAAAACUAAAAACCUUUGACAUACUCUUUGCCAAACCCCAAUGUUUAUUGUGCAGGGGGGGGGGGGGGGGAAUUGAGGGUCCAAAAAUGUGCAGAUGAAAACAGGAGGGGAAAAAAGGGGUGGGGGUUGCUAACAUAAUAUUUGGAUGGCCCCUAAUAUAUUAAGUCUUAUUCUUAUUAUUUUUUUUCUAUGUAGGUAAUGGAUCUUUUAACUCUAUAUAUUUACCACAUCCUGUUUAUUUGUUAACAUGGCUUUGAUUGGCUGAUUCUUUUACAAAGCUAAGUACCAAUUCCAAUGUAAAGUCCCAGGCCAGAGAUGUAUUUUGACUUGGGAUGAAAUACAACAAACGUGUGAUGCUGGCUUGGUGUUGGUUCACACCAUCUCCCAUCUCUUUAAGUUAAUUGCCAUUCUUAUAUGUAUGGAUAUAUAUACCACAACAGCUGCUGCUGACCUGUAGCAAUUAAAUAUGGUACAAAGACUGUGAUUUAUUAUUUGAUUGAAAUAAAUUUCAAAAUAUAAUUCUUGGUUUAGAGCCACAACCUUUAUACAUUACAAACUAUAGAUAAAUUGUAUCGUUGAUUUGUAAGACACCUGUAUGGGCAGACGUGUAAUUUUGGCCAUAUCAGUUUUGCCUUUUCAAUAAUUGUGAUUGCGUGUGUUGUUGACCUUUCUUUAGAUUUACAAAAACAAAAAUCUUUAAAAUUUGGUAUUUAGUAGACUUGAUCGAUCAGUGAAAUGUAGGGCAUGUGCAUCAACUUCCACACAAAUGUCUAUUUCUUUUUUGUUCAGUAACCUCUGUUUUCUCUGUAGAAUAAAAGUAUAUUUAUCAACUAUGUGUAAAUGCAAACCUAAAUAUGUCAUCAACAUCGGGUGCAUUAAAUGACUGGAUUCCAUAGUUUGUAUUAAAUGGGACUCCCCUGAAUUAAUGGGGACCCCCCUGAAUUAAUGGGGACCCCACUGAAUCUUAUGAUCUCAACACAACUCAGCUUAACUAAGAAAAGAAGGCACAAUUUUGAUUGGACUGCUAAUCAAUAAUAAUAAUACUAAUCUGUGACUGUUUCCUGCACAGAUUUGUGGAGCCCAAGAUUUCAACAACAGGCAGGAUCACCCAGGUGUGGCCCAGGAUCACCCAGGUGUGGCCCACAAGAACAAGACAGUCCCAACACAAACACCGCGACCUUCUGUCAACAAAUUACCAGACGACAACGGAGGGAAAGAAGUUUGUCCUCAUCUGGCCAGCUUAGUGAAGACCAGUUACAAGAAUCAAAAUGUCGUGGAUCUGACUUACAAGAGUAAAUGUAAGGACUACAUGGCUCUCAGUUGUACAAGUAAAUGUAAGGAUGUCUCGGCUCUGAUAACAGGCGUGCUCAAUUUACAAUAUUCAUUCCAGGAAAGGGAAAUGACCAUAAUGGCCAUCUGAUAAAAAAUGACAUAUUUGACCAACUCACGUGCCUGACAGACCAGACCGGGUGUAAAAACAAGUUUGUGCUGUAAGGUCAUUGUGUAAUAAUAUUGAGAAAGUGCCAUUAUAUCAGAUUUGAUCAUUUGAUAAGACUGGUACAGUACAGAACAAUUUGAUAAGACUGGUACAGUACAGAACGGUCUAGAGGACUACAAAAUCAAAUGACCUGAAAGGCUGAAGUUGGAAGCUAUUUAAAUGAACACAGUAGCCAUUAGCUGUGGUAUUUGAAUGAACACAGUAGCCAUUAGCUGUGGUAUUUGAAUGAACACAGUAGCCAUUAGCUGUGGUA
Molecule: messenger RNA, 10032 nt
Organism: Lymnaea stagnalis (great pond snail)
Lineage: Eukaryota; Metazoa; Mollusca; Gastropoda; Lymnaeidae
Source: the annotation of a GenBank genome assembly